AUGAAUGUGAUCAAACUUCAGAGGAAAUACCCCCAGUUCGAACAGGGUGAGAUUUUCUCUCUUCAAGACGCAUUCAGAAAAUUAGAUUUGGACGACAAGGGGUAUCUGGAUGAAGGCACGGUUAUAAAGGCCACGCAGCAGUCAGAACGUCAACCCUACGAUGUUGUGCGUCAAGCGUUAAAGGAGGUUGAGCUUGACAGCUCUCGUCGGGUGGAACUUGAGGAUUAUGUGGACCUCAUUGCUAGACUUCGCUCUGGCUCGGCGCAAAGCGUGCCCAUCAGGGAUCCCGUUUCUGCAGCCGCCCCAGGGGCCCCACGGCACGUCUCCAAAGGGAGCGUAGGUGGGAGGAUUCAUGUCCAAGGUUCCUCUUCGAAUGUGACUCACACAAUUAACGAAGAUGAGAGGACCGAAUUUACGAGGCAUAUCAAUGCUGUCCUUGCAGGUGAUUCGGACAUUGGACACCUUCUGCCCUUCCCCACCGAUACUUUCGAGAUGUUUGAUAAGUGCAAAGACGGUCUGGUUCUGGCGAAACUCAUUAAUGACAGUGUUCCUGAUACGAUUGAUGAGCGCGUUUUGAACAAAUCUGGCAGGAAAAUCAAAGAACUCAACGCAUUCCACAUGACUGAGAACAACAACAUAGUCAUCAACUCAGCCAAAGGUAUUGGGUGUUCGGUCGUGAACAUUGGAAGCGGCGACAUCAUAGAAGUGCGAGAGCACCUCAUUCUAGGUCUUAUCUGGCAAAUCAUCCGACGCGGACUAUUGGGGAAGAUUGACAUCAAGCUUCACCCCGAGCUGUAUAGGCUUCUCGAGGAAGACGAGACGCUGGAGCAGUUCUUACGGCUUCCACCUGAGCAAAUCCUAUUGCGUUGGUUUAAUUACCACCUGAAGAACGCGCAAUGGCCGCGAAGGGUUACGAACUUCUCAACGGAUGUGAAAGAUGGCGAGAAUUACACUGUUCUCCUUAGCCAAUUGGCACCUGAACUCUGUUCACGGCAGCCACUCCAAACCCGAGACCUGCUCCAGCGUGCAGAGGAAGUUUUAGGAAAUGCCGAAAAACUAAACUGUCGCAAAUUUCUCACUCCGACGUCUCUGGUUGCUGGAAAUCCCAAACUUAAUCUUGCCUUCGUCGCAAAUCUGUUCAACACUAUCCCGGGUCUUGACCCAAUCACUGAGGAGGAAAAGCUCGAGGUUGAGGACUUUGAUGCCGAAGGCGAACGGGAGGCGAGAGUUUUCACCCUAUGGCUAAACUCGCUCGACGUACAGCCUGCUGUGAAUUCACUGUUCGAUGACCUUCGCGACGGAACCAUCCUAAUGCAGGCAUAUGAUAAAGUCAUUCCCGAAAGCGUGAACUGGCGGCACGUUAACAAGGCACCAACAUCUGGACAGGAGAUGAUGCGCUUCAAGGCAGUUGAGAAUACCAAUUAUGCUAUCGAGCUAGGCAAACAUCAUGGGUUCUCACUGGUAGGCGUACAGGGAGCGGAUAUUACUGAUGGACAACGGACUCUCACGCUAGGUUUGGUGUGGCAAUUAAUGAGGCGGGAUAUCACAAACACACUCUCAAGCCUAGCUAGUCGCAUGGGCAAGCGCGAGAUCACAGACUCGGAGAUGAUCAAAUGGGCCAACGACAUGUCCCGCAAAGGUGGUCGCAGCUCUUCGAUACGCAGUUUCAAGGACCAGUCAAUUGGCUCGGGCGUGUUCCUCCUGGACGUGCUCAACGGCAUGAAAGCUUCUUAUGUCGACUAUGAUCUCGUGACUCCAGGUCAGACUGAUGAGCAAGCCUAUGCAAACGCAAAACUCAGUAUCAGUAUUGCCCGCAAGAUGGGUGCAACUAUCUGGCUGGUGCCCGAGGAUAUCUGUCAAGUCCGGUCUCGACUCGUGACUACCUUUAUUGGUUCUCUCAUGGCUACAUACGAAAAGAUGUGA
Molecule: messenger RNA, 1923 nt
Organism: Aspergillus mulundensis
Lineage: Eukaryota; Fungi; Ascomycota; Eurotiomycetes; Eurotiales; Aspergillaceae
Gene: sac6
Product: fimbrin
Exons: 5
Coding region: 1-1923 (640 amino acids)
Biological process (GO): actin filament bundle assembly; actin filament network formation
Cellular component (GO): actin filament; cytoplasm; actin filament bundle
Molecular function (GO): actin filament binding
Source: RefSeq, a predicted model, not a curated record